UCCAACUUUUACUAACACGCACUUGCCGGUGUACCGCAAGCAUUGUUCAGAGUGGAUUCAUAGUGGCUUCAGUUGCGAAUUUGGUCAAGUUUGGGUACACGUUAAGUUGUCAGUCCAAAGUUCUUCUGCGAUCCCUCUCAUCUGUCACCAAAAUGCCUCCAAAGUCAAAGAAAAAGGUCGCCAAGGAAGUACCUAAGGAAGUAGCUGACGCUGCUGCGGCUGAGGGACCUCCAGCAAAGAAGGGGAAGAAGGCAGAGGCUGAGGCAGAUGAGGGUGAGGAGGCCACGCCCAAGAAGGGCAAGGGGAAGAAGAAGGCCGAGGAGAACGGAGACGGAGACAAGAAAAAGGUCGUCAUUCCGACCAUGACCUUGGACGAGCAGGACUUCUCCUCCAGCGCCAAGACCAAAGCUGGACUUGACUGGAACUUGAAGAUAUCCUCCUGGAACAUCAACGGAAUCAGGGCGUGGCUUGGGAAAGAGGGUACUGCCUACAUCGAGAAAGAGGCCCCAGAUGUCUUCUGUGUCCAAGAAACAAAGUGUAGUUUAGAUAAGAUGCCUGAUACAGUGAAUGUAGAUGGUUACCAUGCCUACUGGUCGUCGGGGGAGACCGAGGGCUAUGCUGGGACAGGCAUGUAUUGCAAGGAGAAGCCCAUUGAGGUCACAUAUGGAAUCGGUGUGGACAAACACGACAAGGAGGGACGGGUCAUCACAGCCGAAUUUGAGAAGUUCUACCUGGUCACAGCAUACAUUCCGAACGCUGGGCGUGGUUUGACCCGAGUUGACUACCGCACGAAGGAGUGGGAUGUGGAGUUCCAGGCCUACAUGAAGAAACUGGAUGACAAGAAGCCCGUCAUACUGUGUGGAGAUCUCAACGUCGCUCAUCUUGACAUAGACUUAAAAAAUCCCAAAACCAACAAGAAAAAUGCAGGUUUUACUCCCCAGGAGCGUGAGGGGUUCACCAACCUGCUGAACGAGGGCUUUGUGGACUCAUUCCGCCUACUGUACCCGGACCUGGAAGGUGCCUACACUUUCUGGGCCUACUUCAUGAACAACAGAGCCAAGGAUGUAGGCUGGAGACUGGACUAUUUUGUGAUGUCCGAGCGUCUGACCGACAAUCUGUGUGACAGCAUCAUCAGGAAGUUUGUGCAGGGUAGUGACCAUUGUCCCGUUGUCCUGUUCCUCAACAUGUGAAUCCUUCUCCAUCAUCGUCGUUUAGAAUGUGUGACGAUGUUCAUCAUUGUCCAUAUAGUACAGGUCGUGAACACACCAGCCAUUGUCCGGAACAUGGUCUGUUUGUUAAUACAGUGAUACCCAGUUGGUCUGGAUCCCGUUGUCUGGAGACCCGCUUCUUGAAGGUUGUUCGGAAGGUCUAUAAAUACCCUCUCAUACAGAGGAACAGUAGUCUGUGUCUGUACACACCAAUGGGGAUUCUGGGUUAGAAUUGUCCCUAGAACCUGCGCUGGUCGUAAGAAGUGACCUCGUGGAUCGGAUAGUCAGACUCAGUGACUUGGUUGAUGACUAAAUUGUUGCUCCCAAUGUCGAUCACUGGAUUGUCAUGUCCAGGCUUGAUUAUUUACUGACCGCAGUCAUAUAGAUGGAAUAUUGCUGAGUGCUGCGUACACAACAGACAAACUGUACCUGAAACUGAAACUUAAUUGCAGAUUUACUUACCUGGGCCAGCUAGGAUACGAUCCUGAGUUUGAAUCCUGGAUUUGCCCUUAUUAUGAUCUUUGGUUUGUCAGCACCGUACCGGUUGUUGUGGGUUUCACAGAAAUGGUAAACGUUUCACAUGUUUAAGGCAGGCGUCACUUCAGUUUGUCUUUUUCAUAACUGACAUACGGUCCAAAGUACAAUGAAGCCCGUCUAACUAACUGCUCUUUACCCAUGAUUCGCUCUUCUACUGUGUUUACCAGGAUAUUCACCAGUAAUGGUCUCCAUUCACAUUUCACUGCGUAGUCAGUGCUCAUUUUGUUCAGAAUCAUGGUUAUUUGUAGAUCAUUUUUAUUAAAAUAUCAUUUGCAA
Haliotis rufescens (red abalone) is the source of this 2021-nucleotide messenger RNA. RefSeq names its product exodeoxyribonuclease-like. The coding region runs from base 153 to 1190 and encodes 345 amino acids. NCBI's taxonomy places the organism in Eukaryota, Metazoa, Mollusca, Gastropoda, Lepetellida, Haliotidae. Gene Ontology annotation, biological process: base-excision repair. Gene Ontology annotation, molecular function: double-stranded DNA 3'-5' DNA exonuclease activity; DNA-(apurinic or apyrimidinic site) endonuclease activity; DNA binding. Gene Ontology annotation, cellular component: nucleus. The transcript is spliced from 9 exons. The record is from RefSeq and is a predicted model, not a curated record.